Molecule: messenger RNA, 3996 nt
Organism: Calidris pugnax (ruff)
Lineage: Eukaryota; Metazoa; Chordata; Aves; Charadriiformes; Scolopacidae
Gene: ESR2
Product: estrogen receptor 2 (ER beta)
Exons: 9
Coding region: 179-1843 (554 amino acids)
Biological process (GO): regulation of DNA-templated transcription; cellular response to estradiol stimulus; estrogen receptor signaling pathway
Cellular component (GO): nucleus
Molecular function (GO): nuclear estrogen receptor activity; sequence-specific DNA binding; nuclear receptor activity
Source: RefSeq, a predicted model, not a curated record
GUGGGCACAGCUGCUUUAGAAUCAAGAGAUAAAGGCAAGAAGGAAAACAAAUCCAGAAUUGCUAUGUGAAAACCUUGCUGACAAUGUAAUGCUGUCAGAACGUUUAUAAAGAGCAGAAACCCUAUUCAGUGUCAAUCAGGAUGAAUAUUUAAACAACAAUCUUCAGUCUUGCUUCAAAAUGUCCCUGUGUGCAUCUUCUCACAAGGACUUUUCUCAGUUGCUGCCACUUCAGGAUAUUGGAUGCAAUAAAACAGAAAUUAAAAACUCGCCCGCUGGUCUCGUCUCUCCAGUUCCCUACAGCUGCAAUCAGUCCACGCUGACAGCAGCACACAGCCCGGUCUGUAUUUCCUCCUCUUACACGGAAAACAGACAUGAAUACUCCGCCAUGGCGUUCUGCAGUCCCGCUGUGAUGAAUUAUAACAUCACCAGCAGUUUUGGGGAUUCGGAGAGUGCAUCCGUGAGGCAAACAUCAAGCCCCAGUGUGUUAUGGUCUGCUCCUGACCACCUCUCCCCUCUGACACUGCACUGUCAGUCAUCGCUUCUGUACGCCGAGCAGCCAAAGAGUCCCUGGUGCGAAGCACGACCGGUGGAGCCGGUGCUACCUGUGACCAGAGAGACUUUAAAAAGAAAAACUAACGCGAAUGACUGUGCAAGCCCAAUUGCAAAUAAUCCUGGCUCAAAAAGGGAUGCCCACUUCUGUGCAGUCUGCAGUGACUACGCUUCAGGAUACCACUAUGGGGUCUGGUCAUGUGAAGGCUGCAAAGCGUUCUUUAAAAGAAGUAUUCAAGGACACAAUGAUUACAUCUGCCCAGCUACCAAUCAAUGCACAAUAGACAAAAACAGGCGCAAAAGCUGCCAGGCAUGUCGGCUACGGAAAUGCUAUGAAGUCGGAAUGAUGAAAUGUGGCUCGAGAAGAGAACGCUGUGGCUAUCGGCUCCUGCGGCGCCAUCGUAAUUCAGAGGAUCAGGUGCACUGCAUCGGCAAAGCCAAGAAAUACAACGAGACGGCAACGCGCGUCAAGGAGAUCCUGCUCAGCACCGUCAGCCCAGAGCAGUUCGUUUUGACGCUACUGGAAGCGGAGCCUCCCAACGUCUUGGUGAGCCGUCCCAGCAAACCAUUCACAGAGGCCUCCAUGAUGAUGUCCCUGACAAAACUGGCCGACAAGGAGCUGGUUCACAUGAUUGGUUGGGCCAAAAAAAUUCCUGGUUUCAUCGAUCUCAGCCUUUAUGACCAAGUAAGACUCUUGGAGAGCUGCUGGAUGGAAGUUUUAAUGGUUGGUCUGAUGUGGAGAUCAAUUGACCAUCCUGGGAAACUAAUUUUUGCACCAGACCUUGUACUAGACAGGGAUGAGGGAAAAUGCGUAGAGGGAAUUUUGGAGAUCUUUGAUAUGCUCCUGGCCAUGACCUCGAGGUUCCGAGAGCUGAAACUGCAGCACAAGGAGUAUCUUUGUGUCAAGGCAAUGAUCCUCCUCAAUUCCAGCAUGUUUCCCUUGUCAGCAGAAGAACCUGAAAGCAACAGGAAACUGCAUCACCUGCUGAAUAUCGUGACAGAUGCUUUAGUGUGGGUUAUUGCCAAGAGCGGGAUCCCCUCGCAGCAGCAGACAACCCGUCUGGCCAAUUUGUUGAUGCUCCUCUCUCACGUCAGACACGCAAGUAACAAGGGGAUGGAGCACCUCCUGAGCAUGAAGUGUAAAAACGUGGUCCCGGUGUAUGACUUGCUGCUGGAGAUGCUGAACGCGCACACCCUGCGAGGCCAACGGAAGUCCCCGGUGGCACAUCCCGAAUUUGGCCCACUAGAACAAAGGGAGAGCGGAGACGCGCUGCGGCACGGGGCAUCCCAGUAAUUCAGUUGGAAUGUGAAGGUCGUUCAAAGUUACGGGAGAAAACAAAGCUACUGUGAUGGGGCUGCUGAAGUGUGGCCUGGUGUGCAAGCCCUCCUCUCUCCUGCAUUUGCACGUCAGCAUCUCGGGAAAGGCUUGUGGGAUGCACACCCUCUGUCCGUGCUCCUGACGUUGUAACCGCCGCACUUCUGUAGUGCCUUUUCUGAGACUCUUCAAAAGCACCUUAUGAAACCAAGCCUCGGAACAGUACUGGGAGAGGGGGAAUUACUGCCUCUCCUUUUUGAGGGGCAGGUGAACCGAGACAGAGAGAAAAGAGCCUAGUUUGAGAUGACAGAAGAAGUCUGUGUCAGGGUAGGAGUCAGUAUUGAGGUCCCCGUCUCUCAGACCAAGGCUUUUAAGCGCUGACUGGACAUCUCCUCUUUCGGCGGGAGAUUGUAUGAAAUGUGGAGCAGGGUGGUUUGGGACAGAUCCACUUACCCGUGUGUGCUGGUCCCUGGGGAAUACCUGCUUGGCAGCUGUUCUGAAGUGCCGAGACGUGUCCAGUGUCAAGGGGUUUAUUCUUAAAUAUGCAAUGGCUGCAAGAGCCGCUAUUUGAAGGCCAUUGGGAACAGCUUCUAGGGCUGGUUCAGAGCUUCUUCAGAAACGUUAAACCGAGCUUAAGUUUGUAUUUUGUGAGCCUGUUCUUAACACUCACGUUAUUAUCUAUAUAUAAUUCUUCAGUGCUUUAAACAAUGACCAAAAUGCCUAGAUAUUUCACUCAAUGCUGACCUUUGAAAUGUGUUUUGUCUGUGAGAUUUACAUGUUGUUUUAUAUAUUUAUUAAUGAUGUUAAAUCUAUUAUAAUAUUUAGGUACAAGAGGUGGCUCUCUGUGAAUAUUAACUGUGUGCAUUUGAAUAUGAGCUGCUAAUCAGGGCAUGUGAAAUCAGCUUAAAAACAAACCAUCUUCCCACCCCUUUUGACUCGUGUGUGGAAUUAGGUCCCCCCAAAGCCGAAACCUCUUGCGCCCGCCUUGCAGGGAACCAAAGCUGGGACCUGUUUGUGCCUGCUGCCCUCGCCUCUGCUGCUUGCCUGCUUCCAAAACGCCUGGCACCUUAUGCUGUGGUUUCCUUAUCUUGUACAGGAUCCCUCAAAGAGCAGGGGAAUGAUGGUUCUGGCACUUCCUUUGCGUUGCACAUUCCAUGACUCAUUUGAAUUUCACUGAAGAUGUGGGUUUAACCACCACCCCCCCCCGCCUUGUCGUGCUGAUUUCUGCAUGUGUUUAAGCUGCACUUAGGAAAAAAAAAAACAAAACCAAAAACCAGAGGAAAUAGCCUGAGCAAUGACCUCAGCGACAAGUGGGAUGGUGUCACUGCUGCUGGCAGCUGCCAGUGUUGCAGUUUGACAUGAGCUAGAAUCACUCUAAAUGGAUGUGGUUAAAUAUAAUACAUGUAUGUUCUGGGCAUUUCAGGUCUGGUGAAGUUUAAUUGGGAUCACACCUAAAGGCUGUCUUGAGCCAAUAUGUUUUCUGGAUUAGGGACUUUGAUUAGUAUAUCAUUUGCAUAGUUUGAAUAAUUCAUCAAACCUUUUCAUCUUGGUGUUUUUUCAAAGCCAAGGACAAUGUUUUUUACAGGAGGAGCAUUAAGAGUUUUCAGUGAGUUACACAAAUCUAUUGUCUUGUUUUGAUCCGGUGUUAUACCGGAUGCUGCUGCUGGUCUAAAUUUUUACUAGCUACAUUUUUAUUGUUUUUAAAAACUUGUAAUAUGGCAGUGCCCUUUAAAUAAGCGUAAUAUUCACUAUAAAAAAGGGAAAAAAUGUGAGUAGAGUCUGGAAUUCUUUGGUACUUUAAUUCUGGGGGGAAGUUUUGCUGUAAAACAGAUAUGUUUCAGUGUUUGUUGGGCUUGAUCACCUUCUGGCCUCAAUGCCUGUUGUAUUGUUUUCUAAUUUUCCUUAUCAUGUGUAAUCUUUCUGUUUAAUACAGUUUUUCAAAGAAAUGUUUGGGUUGUUUUUUUUUUGGUUGGUUUGUUUUAGAAGUGCUGAAUUUAUGUGUAAUCCUGAAAACAAGCCUCUUAAAAACCAAAAGGGAAAGAGUGGGUAUAAAUUGUAAAAUUAAUUUCUGAAUGGAUUGACUUUGUGAAAGGAUGAUACUUGUGCCACGUGUGUGAUUCAUAUUUGCUGUU